CAGGAGAAGCUGGAGCAGGAGAUCACUGAGCUGAAGAGGAAAGACGUUAAGCUGCAGCAGCUGUCACACACAGAGGAUGACUGUGAGUUUUUACAUUAUUACCCCUCAUUCACAUGUUUCAGUGAGUCUACAGAGUUACCCAGCACUAAAAUCCGUCCACUGCAGUAUUUUAAAGAUGUGACAGCAGCUGUGUCAGAGCUCAGAGAUAAACUACAGGACAUCCUGAGGGAGAAAUGGACAAACAUCUCACUGACAGGGACUGAAGUGGACGUUUUAACCUCAAGUCCACAACCGGAGCCCAAGACCAGAGCUGAAUUCUUACAAUAUUCACGCCAAAUCACCCUGGAUCCAAACACCGUAAACACACAGCUAUCUUUAUCUGAAGGGAACAGAAGGGCGACACUGAUGAGAGAGGAGCUAUCUUAUCCGAGCCACCCGGACAGAUUCAUUAGAUGGCGUCAAGUCCUGAGUAGAGAGAGUCUGACUGGACGUUGUUACUGGGAGGUGGACUGGAGGAGGAAACGAGUCACGGUCGCAAUCGCAUACAAGAGCAUCAGCCGAGCGGGGCCCAUGACUGAGUGCGCGUUUGGAUUCAAUGACAAGUCUUGGGCGUUCGAGUGUAACUGCAGCACUAGUUAUAAAUACAUACAUAACAGCAUCAAAACUUCAGUCUCAGGUCCUUGGUCCUCAAGACUUGGAGUGUAUCUGGAUCACAGAGCAGGUAUUCUGUCCUUCUACAGCGUCUCUGAAACCAUGACUCUCCUCCACAGAGUCCAGACCACAUUCACUCAGCCUCUCCAUGUCGGACUUUGGUUUAGUGGCUAUAAUGGAGCCACCGCUGAGUUCUGUGAGCUGAAGUAGAUAAGUGAUGUUAAAGAAGAAAGUGUGUGUUUUUUUUUCAGUUUUUCUUCUUUAUAUUGUUUAUUCAAAAGAAAAUGUUCUUAUGAAGGAGCUUCUAGACAGUUUCUAGCUUUCAUUAACUAGAUAUACAGUGCAGAGAAAGUAUUUGGGAACACUUUUAUGUGUUUUUCAGGUAUUUAAACACAUUCAAUUCAAACAAUGACUAAGGUUAAACCACCGACUGUAUCGUGGUUUCAUUUUCCUCUGUUUAAUCUUUGUUCUAUUCAUUACCAAUGAAUCUCCUGUCGCUGCACAUCGAUCACUUUUCACCUGUCAAUUAGCCGAUCAUGACCAGUAAUGGCAGAAUUAUAAUGAGAGCCUUUACUUAAGUAAAAGAACUAAAACAUUAAUGUAAACAUGGCUGCAACUAACGAAUAUUUUCAUUAAUUGUUUUGUCUAUGAAAACAGCCGUCAAAAUCUCCUAUAGUCCAAGGUGGUCUUGUUUUGUCUGAUCCAUAGUCCAAAAAUUAAUAAAAAUUUCACAUUUAAGAAGCUGCAACCAGUAAAUUUUU
Messenger RNA from Thunnus maccoyii (southern bluefin tuna), 1412 nucleotides. RefSeq names its product tripartite motif-containing protein 16-like protein. The record is from RefSeq and is a predicted model, not a curated record. Gene Ontology annotation, molecular function: protein binding. NCBI's taxonomy places the organism in Eukaryota, Metazoa, Chordata, Actinopteri, Scombriformes, Scombridae. The annotation marks the transcript as partial. The transcript has a single exon.